Molecule: messenger RNA, 1620 nt
Organism: Dermacentor andersoni
Lineage: Eukaryota; Metazoa; Arthropoda; Arachnida; Ixodida; Ixodidae
Source: RefSeq, a predicted model, not a curated record
AGGCCUUCGCAGAGUUCAAGAAGAUGAAGAGAGAGUUUGGAAACAUCACUAAGCUCGUGUCCUUCCCGGUACACGAGAUCGACGCGAUCGACAUGGCGGACAUCGACAAGGCGUUCGCGUCGAUCCGAGGCGGUUUGCUGGACGGCAUCGACAUUCGCUACAUACAGGGCACGGAACGGUCGAUCCACAAACUCAAGGAGCUGCGAAAUCUGGCCGACCAGAAAAAGUACCUUAUCCACGGGGUUUUCGAGAAGGUUAACAUAAACGUGAUGAGGCACUUCCACCUGGCGUCCCUCCGAGUGUACACUACACUGUCGCAGGGCCCUUACAAGGCUGCACCCGUUCAGCCCUCGGUGAAUGUUGAGACCGCUGUCACCGCCUACGCAGCGGCAGUAAUUGGUGCCAAGCUCGAGAGUUUCGGCAACCACUGCGUAGCGUUCACCCUGUCCCCGGUGGGGUUCCUGGGCGCUCGCCAACUCGAAGACCACGCGUAUGGUGUGAAGAAGUACGAGUACUGUAUGGAUUACAACCAAGCGGAUGCUAGGAGGGACGGCGUGGACCUGUCACAUAGCGUUAGCGACAACGCAGCCUUGGUCGUUUUCGAUAAAGCCGAAGAUUUCGCGAACAAGGUCGAGAAGAUCGGCGCCCUUCCCAAUGCUUGCGUUCUGCUGGACAACGUCUACUACGACAGCCACAAUUGCAGCUGUGACGACAAGAACUUCAAGCUAAUACGUGCCGCGCGCCGAGUCCUGUGGCAGACCCUCAGGCGAUGAACCGCCAGCGCUGGGCUCAGCCUCCUUAAGGGGACGAGAGUCGACACUUGGGGCUACCUCGACGAUCGCCACGACGCCUUCAAACUUAUAGGCCACUCAUAAUGCCUCCGCAAUUCAUUCACUCGCUUAUCCCUGUAAAGGUUCUUAAUCAUUGCAUGCAUGCGUAAGAAGUCCAAGAUGGGGAUGAUUCAGCAAUGCCUUAGGCCUACCUGAGUGAUGGGCUACAUAUCAUACCUGUAUAUUCGCUCGGACAUUUACCUCUGAAUAUAGGUGUUUAAUCGUUCGAGAUAUCUGUGGAAAGUUCGCAAAUGUUUACGCCGGUAGUGAAUACAAAGGCAACGUUUUCUUUUUCCUGAUCUUUGUUUAAUAAUGCACGUCCUGGCAUACCUUCUUCGAUACUUCGGGAACUUCCAGGUUCGAAAUAAUAUGUGCCCAUUGCAGAGCCUGUUGACCAUAACUCAUGGUUUAACAAGAGCGUUAAAGGGGUAGGGGAGUCAAAGUUUUCGCAUUCACUGCCCUAACAAUGCAGCUAUGGCGCUAAUCGAGGGCCCGAAACUGCCAACACUUUGAAGGCCACCACGCGAAUAGCGUUGUAUUUACUGUCUCACUCACAGUUCGCGUUUGUUUCUCGUGGAGCCAGAAAAUCGCCGCACAUAAUCGUUCGCCUUACUCGCCCUUUUGCAAAGGGCGAGUAAGGCGAACGACUUCAUCAUAAUUCUUCAGAAGCGAACACCAAUAAAAUCCAUAUAGAUGCCGGUCGGGGUUAUCACAAACCCUGUUGUCGACGACAUUGUGUAUUAGCGCUCAAGCAGAUUUUUUUUAUGUAUUUAUGCAGAUAAAGAUUAGA